This is a messenger RNA of Cydia splendana, 2666 nucleotides long. RefSeq names its product KIF-binding protein-like. The record is from RefSeq and is a predicted model, not a curated record. NCBI's taxonomy places the organism in Eukaryota, Metazoa, Arthropoda, Insecta, Lepidoptera, Tortricidae. Gene Ontology annotation, molecular function: protein binding. The transcript is spliced from 2 exons. Gene Ontology annotation, biological process: central nervous system projection neuron axonogenesis; neuron projection maintenance; microtubule cytoskeleton organization. Bases 40 to 1842 code for a protein of 600 amino acids.
UCGCAUACUAUGUCCUCACACUGAAUUUGAAAAAGUGAUAUGCAAAUAAUGGGGGAAACGGCAGAAAAUAUGACUGAGAAAGAAGUGCUUAACGAUUUCAAAGAGAGCUAUUAUAAAGUAAGGAAGUUACUCGACGAGGAGAGCAAAAAUGACCCAGAAACUGAGCCGUAUCUCUCCAAAUACAAAGCCAAAGAGUUAUUGUUGACCAUGCGCGAAUCUCUUACCAAAAUAAUAAGGUCCCAGACCGAUUUGGACAGGGUAAAGCUGGAUGCGAUGCUGGGAACGGUUCUCUUAAACAUCGGCAUCAUUAACAUGGACACGGAAGAAUUGACGGCCAGCGAAAAGGUUCUUACAGAAGCAGUGGAUCUACUCUCCGAAAAUUCUUUAAAACCAGAGGUCAUUACGACUGUGCUAAAUAUUUACAAUAAUUUAGGCAUUCUAUGGUCAAGCAGAGAUAAUCCGGAAACAGCUAAAGUAUUUUUACUUAAAGCCAAAGAACUGUAUGAAUCUUUCAAAUGUACUUUACAAAUGCCUUUGCCUAUUGAACAAAUGAUUGCGAACUUUGAGGAGACUCCUGUAUCGGAUUUUAUGCUGCUGGAGAAAGCAUAUACAUUGACCCUGUACUACUUGGCACAGGUGUAUGGUACAUUGAAAGAGAAUUUGAAGUCAGGUGUGUACUGUCAUUCAACUCUGCGCAGGCAGUUGCAGUACUUGGACUAUGAGCCCAUAGAUUGGGCUUUAAAUUCUGCCACACUGUCUCAGUUCUUUGCUGAGCAGAAUGGUUUUUACCAGUCAAAACAUCACUUAGCAGCAGCUUCUACAAUCCUUGAGAAGUAUGAGGAGAAAAUGAUGGAGUCAGCCAGUAAUGAUGAUGCAUUUUUAGCUAAAGUGGAAACAUUUAAACAUAGAUCAGCAGAUGUGGCUCGGUGCUGGGCAAAGUAUUGCCUGCUGCUUAUGACUGCCUCAAAGGCUAGGUUGAUGACAGACAGUGAAAUGAGCGCUGAUGCUGUAACUGACAUGUCUAAUUUGAAACUUGAAGAUGAAGGAAAUAUCUGUGAUGGAGACAUUAAAAACCUAAUAUUCCCUGAUCUGGAUGUGUCUGCAUAUGAAAAGAAAAUUACAGAUAAGGUCCUACUCACUUACCAAGAUGCCAGAGAAGUGUUUCUAAGUUGCCAGAGCUGGUUAAAUAAAGCUAAAGAAUACUAUAAAUUGGAUACAUUAGCAUCGGAUUACAUAGAGCUUGUUCAAGACAAUUCUCAAGCUUAUUCAUAUCUGGCAUUUUUUGAAGAGGAUGAUGAAAGACGCGCCAAAAUGCACAAGCGGCGUAUAGACAUGCUGGAAGAACUAAUCAAAGAAAUCAACCCUACAUACUACCUACAGUACUGUCGACAACUGUGGUAUGAACUCGGAGAAGUCUACACUGAUAUACUCAAUAUAAAAUUGGAAAAGCUAAAUAAUUCCAAUGAGAGACCUACCCCACACGCAUUGAAGAAAAUUAAUGCACUAUGUGAAAAGAGUAUUGAGAUGUAUGAUCACUUUAUCAACUCAGUAAAGGAUAAAAAUGGUAAAAUGCCGCUUAAACUAGAUAGUGAUCAUGUAAGGCCUGUAAUAAGUGCAUAUGCAUUUAUAGGUAGAAAUAGUAUGAAGAGAAUUGCUCUAGAUAAGAACACUCAACUAGAAAAUGCUCAGAAGAGUUUUGACUCAUACCAGGCUGUUGUGGACAUCUGUACUAAUGACCCUGAUGCGGCUUCAAUGAUGCAAGAAGAAUACAGUUUGUGUAAGGAAAUGGUACAGAUUCUGCCCAUAAAAAUUAAAAAGUUACAAAUGGAGCAGCUUGAGUAACUUGCAUUAUGUUGCUUGCAGCUUUGCUUGUUUAGUAGCCAUAGCAAUAGUAAUUGGUUUCACAAAGAGCAAAAUUGUUGUUUACCCCUCAUUCUCAUAUUGAGGUCCAGCAUGAGCAGAAUCUUGAGCAUUGCUGAGUUUCAAGGCACAUAAGGUGAACAUUGCUGUCAAGUGAAGCAUAAAAAUUCAUCACAACAUUGCAAGGAAAAUACUAGCUGAACAACUAUCAUCUUACGAAACAUCUUAUAAUUUGCAUCUAAUUACUUUGCACUUUAAUAUAAAAUGCAACUUUGCACACAGAUUUUGAAUAAUAAAGAAAGCUUUUCCGAGUGGGUGCUGUGAAGUAGUAUAUUGUGCAAUAUCACGAUUCCAGGGUUGAUCCCAUUUACUCAGUUUGUACGGUCUAUAUGUCGUAGGUAGGCCGAUCGUAAGAUCAGGCAGAUCGUAAUGUUCCUGUGUAAUGUUUUGACGAUAGUCACAUUAAACCCGAAGGGCAAACUGCCCAGAAAUAGGAGCCCCGCGUAGCGGGGCUCCGUCGACUCAGGGAACGAGUCAAAGAUUUUCACGUUUCACGAUAUGCCUAGGAAUUUCACGAUAUGCCUGAUCUUACGAUCGGCCGCCGACAUAUAUAUUCAACUUACAAAAUAUAGCCAAGGGUUGAAAAAACAUACUGUAUGGAGUGUUUACUGUAUACUGUACUGGUACCAAAUGGUAUCUCAACAUGGGUUAACUUUAGAGAGAAAUUUAUUCGACAUUUUAUGCUUAUUUACAUAUAAUUGGUAUUUCAUGUAUUCCGUAUGUUUGUAAUAAAGGAAACUUUUAAA